GAAUUGCAAAAUUAUUUUUUUGAAAAAAAAAUAAAAUCAUUACAAAAAAAUGGCAAAUGAACCGAAAAAAUCAUCAACAAAAGAUUCGGCAAAAGAAUCAAAAGAACGAAAAGAUGAUAUGAAAAAAUCGGCUACAAUUGAUCUUGGUUUUUUGGAAGAGGAUGAUGAUUUUGAAGAAUUUCCAGCUGAAAAUUAUGAUAUUUUAGAAAAUGAAGAUAUUGAACCAGUAAAUAUAUGGGAAGAUGAUUGGGAUGAUGAUAAUAUUGAAGAUGAUUUUAGUACUCAACUAAAAUCUGAAUUUGAGAAACGAAAUUUGAUGGGCAAAUGAAUUUUUUUUUAAUUUUAAAAAUUGUAAUUUGUCAUUUUCAAAUUU
This is a messenger RNA of Dermatophagoides pteronyssinus (European house dust mite), 373 nucleotides long. It is a transcript of the gene Sem1, whose product is annotated as Suppressor of exocyst mutations 1. Gene Ontology annotation, cellular component: proteasome complex; proteasome regulatory particle, lid subcomplex. Gene Ontology annotation, biological process: double-strand break repair via homologous recombination; mRNA export from nucleus; proteasome assembly. The record is from RefSeq and is a predicted model, not a curated record. Lineage: Eukaryota; Metazoa; Arthropoda; Arachnida; Sarcoptiformes; Pyroglyphidae.